Schistocerca nitens (vagrant locust) is the source of this 7285-nucleotide messenger RNA. RefSeq names its product cholinesterase (gene Gli). The record is from RefSeq and is a predicted model, not a curated record. Gene Ontology annotation, cellular component: tricellular tight junction; septate junction; cell surface. Bases 342 to 2909 code for a protein of 855 amino acids. The transcript is spliced from 13 exons. NCBI's taxonomy places the organism in Eukaryota, Metazoa, Arthropoda, Insecta, Orthoptera, Acrididae.
UUCAAGGACAAGCCUGACGUCCAGUACAAUUCAAACCAGUGCUAGGGAUGGCUGUUCUUUAAAUAGACGGGCGUGGAACAGCCGUCAAUAGCUACCUUGCGAUGAGGUUGGUGCAAGUGCUUUCGUACCUACGUGUCACGCAUAUGUUUACGUAUACUUUCUUGUAAAUGACAGUAGUAGACUGAUGACACGUUGAGGAGUGAGUCGACAUCUGUCUAUCGCGCGUGAGUUGUCGCCGCUGCUGAUAGCGUCUGUGUGCGGUAGUCACAUGAAUACAGACGAACGCGCGUGUUUUGUGUGAGGGCGUUGCCCUGGAUACGAAGACAACGGUGGCGUCGAAAAUGGCGGCGACCGCACUGAAGACGCCGUUGUUGUUGACAUUGUUGUCAGCGUUGUCAGUGCAGUUCGCUUUGUGUCAACAAGUGCCAGGUGGUGGCUACUACAAUAGGGACGGAGUGUUCGUACCACCGACCCCCGGGGACCCCAACUACAGGACUUACGUGCUCAAUGGUCGUCGUUAUGGUCUCAGCCAGCCGCCUCCUGAGUCCACGUACGGCUACGACAGGAACAGGCCAGGCUUCGACGACAGAUACCGGUACCAGCAGGACAACAAUGGCGUGCCGCUGCCGGGCGUGCUGGCUGGCUGGCGGCCGGACCUGCAGGGCAAGGAGCGCGCCGACUCGCGCCAGCUGGAGCGCGACGUGCUGGUGGAGACGAGCUACGGCCAGGUGCAGGGCUUCCGCGUCUACCUGUACGACAACCCGCUGCCCGAGUCGGGCUUCUGGCCCGGCCAGACGCCCGUGGAGCGCGUGCAGGCCAGCGUCUCCGUCUUCCUCGGCGUCCCGUACGCCAUGCCGCCCGUCAACGAGGGACGCUUCAAGCCACCAAGAGCACAUCGAGGCUGGCAACUUAUACAAGCUGUGGACUUUGGCCCUGCUUGCCCACAGCCAAUACAGUACAUAGGAGCAACAAAAGGAAUUCGCGACAUGGAUGAAGACUGCCUGUACUUAAAUAUAUAUUCACCAACAACAGCAUCAGGGAGAGCCCAGCCUUUUCCUGUUAUGGUUUAUAUACAUGGUGGAGAUUUUACCAGUGGUGCCUCAAACUUAUUUCCUGCUCAUAUGAUGGCUGGUUUUUAUGAAGUGGUUGUAGUGACUAUAAAUUACAGACUGGGAGCUUUAGGUUUCUUGAGCACAGGAGAUGAAAACUCACCUGGGAACUAUGGUAUCCUAGACCAAGCAAUGGCUCUAAAUUGGAUAAAUGACAAUAUCAGGUUCUUCAAUGGAGAUUCUAAGUCAAUCACUCUGUUUGGACCUGGAGCAGGGGCAGCAUCAGCAGGAUUGCUUAUGGUGGCACCCCGCACAAGAAACCUAAUCAGCAAAGUGAUCGCACAGAGUGGCUCUGCAUUGGCUGACUGGGCAUUCACCAUAGACAAAUACAGAGCACAAAACACAAGCCGAGUAUAUGCUCAGCACAUAGGAUGCAGCAUUGAAACAUCAUGGAAACUGGUCAAUUGUUUGAAACAGGGGCGUUCCUAUAUUGAUCUUGGAAACAGCAAGUUCCAGCCUCAGGUUGGUACCUUCCCUUGGGCUCCGGUAUUGGAUACUAAUUUUACUAUGCCUGGUGACAGCUGGUAUGAGGGUUGGAAAGAAAGAGAUUGGAGAUUUCUCUCAGAAACACCUGAGUCUUUAAUCAAAAGAGGUGAAUUCAAUAAAGGUUUAAGCUACAUGACUGGUGUUACAACCCAAGAAGCAGCAUACAUGAUAUAUGAUAAUGACACUUUAGCACCUUACUAUACUGUGGACAAUCAAUUCUUUGAUCAAAAAAUAAGAGAGUUGGUUUUUCGUUAUAACUACACUUUAAAUCCUGAAGGGAUAUAUCAAGCAAUUAAGUACAUGUACACCUAUUGGCCUGAACCUAACAACACCAAUUAUAUCCGUGAUCGCUAUAUUGAUAUGAUGUCUGAUUUUCUGUACAGAGCACCAACAGAUAAAAUAGUGAAGUUACUUGUUGACAGAAAUGUACCCGUAUAUAUUUAUGUUUUAAACACAACAGUGGAGGCCUUCAAACUUCCUCAGUGGAGAAAAGUACCUCAUAAUAUAGAACACUACUUUCUAACAGGAGCACCUUUUAUGGAUGUUGAAUUCUUUCCAAGAAAACCACGCUUAGAACGCACCAUGUGGACACCAAAUGAUCGAAAUAUGAGCCAUUUCUUCAUGAAAGCUUACACUAAUUUUGCAAGAUAUGGGAACCCAACACAUACACAGAUCCUUGGCCUGCACUUCGACAUGGCUCGUAGUGGCCAGUUGAAGUAUCUCAACCUCAAUACGACAUACAACUCAACAAUCAUGCUCAAUUAUCGACAGACUGAGGCCGCAUUCUGGACUAAUUAUUUGCCAACAGUAAUUGGUCGCUUACUUCCAACAUAUCCACCAUACACAGAGUUUUGGUGGGAACCCAAGGAACCACUGCAGAUAGCUUUCUGGAGUGUUUCAGGUGCUUGUCUGUUACUGAUUGUCAUUGUAGUAAUCUGUUGCAUUCUGUGGAGGAAUGCCAAGAGACAAUCUGAUCGUUACUAUGGGGGUGAUAUCAUGCUACGAGAUGAAAUGGGAGACACUCAUGAAGGAAUUGACAACCACAGUGCUACAAAUGUGUACGAGUAUCGAGAUACACCACCGCCUAAACAAAAACAAAAACAGCAGCUCAAUCACUAUGAACAGAGGAGGAGUGCUAGUACUCCCUCAUUAAGGACUGGAAGUGCAAUAUCAUUGAAAGACUCUAGCAGUUUUACAACUAGCAGUCCAACUGGUGAACCACGAAAAGUUCCAGAACAAAGAAAUACACCUGUUGUUCCAAGGAAGCCAAAAACUCUUUUGGGAGAAGAUGGUGUGCCACAAACACAAGUUUAAAUUGGCAGUGCUACUGAAUUAUAUACGUAUGAUCUCAUAAGAGUUAAAGCCAAUAAUCAUUAGAUGAUUAGAAACAAAGCAGAAAUAUAGUACAAAUGGCAUCUGAUGUUUCUACUGUUAAACUUCACUUCAUUCUUUAGUGAUGUGUGAAGUAUGAGAUAUACAUCAUAUAGGUUUAGUGAAAAGAAACAGUCCUUACAUGUCAUCUGCACAAGUGAAAACUAUUAUUCUUUUAGAGUGCCAUACAGAUUUUUGUCAGCUAUGAUGUAUUUUGUGCCUACAAUUAGUUACUCAAGCUUUCAACAAAAGGCUUUACAUACAUGAAGAGUUGGAGUGAUUCCUAUGAACAUAAAGACUGGUUUUGAAAUAUUUUUAAGCCUCAAAUUCUGAACAGUUGGAGUACUCCUGCUAGUUCAUAUUGCAACAGCAUUCCAAUGUAUUGUUGUUCAGCAUAUUUUAACUACCAGAAAACCUGAGCAAUGUCAAAGAAAUUUCAUUCAACUACUACAUAUUAUUUUUGUGAUGCAUCCAUAGAUUCUAUACAGACAUAGUAACAUCUAUACAUUCAUAUUUUUACUUAAAUUUAAGACCCAUUUUCAUAUUCAAUUUUAAGGAUAUUCACUCAGGUUUUGUGAAGAAUUUGCCCUAUACAAUAUCACUAUUUAUAAUCCUUUUCAUAAUGUGUCUCAUGAGAAAUAUUUCCUUAUUUUUUGUUUUGAUCCAUUUGGCCCUUAAUGUAUUUAGACUCUCAGAUUUGUGUUGGAAGUAGUUGGACAGCUAGUUACCUAACUGUCAUAAAUUUCUAGAGUAUUCAGUUUUUACUUAAAUUUCACAACAGAUCACAUGCCAGACCCUCUUGGACUGUAUUCUAUUUCUUAAAAUGUGAGAUAAAGUUGUGCAGGUAGCAUUCACUGGCAUAAUUUGAUAAUAUUUGUCUCUUGAUACAGUUAGACACUCAGAUAUAUGUUGGAAAAAUUUGGACUGCCACCUAGUGAAUAGUGAUAAAUUUCUUGAAUAAUCAGUUUCUUUUACAUUCAACUUCACUAAAUGAUACAUUCAGCACUAUCUCAACGUAUUUUACAUUUCAUAAAAUGUGAGACAGAAUUUUGCAAAUAGUGCACACUGUCAUAAUUUGGUAAACUAGUGAAUAUUGCACUUUAUCAGUAUGCAAGGAUAAGAUGUAUGGAAAAAAUUUCAUCACAGUUUGCCUAUUUGUGACAGAAAGCUCUAUUGGCCAAUGUUAACUUGAGAUGAUUACUUCAAAUAAUGGGAACUUAAAAAAAUAAAAGUAACUGGUGAAUUGAAAACUAAACCAAAAUAUUUGAAAAAGGAGACUGUAAUACAAGUAAUAAGAGCAGAUGAAAAAAUUAAAAGAUUAAAUACCUUUAAAAAUUAUUUAAUCAUUUAAUAUAACUUUACAUAAACACUCGGAGCUAUUGAUCUGUUUCUCAGUAUGUACUUAUAAUAAAAAGAAAUUCCUUAUCAAGCCAAUUUCAACAAGUAUUCAGUGCCCAUAACAAACUGUCACUUUAAAUCACACUGAAAUUGCUUUAUUAAUUGAACCUCAAAUAGAUUUUAAUUUUAUGAAAUUGGAGAUGAAAUAAUGAAUAGUCGCAGAUCAUCAGUCAUAAUCACAUGUGUUUCAACAAUAUAAGGAAAAGGGUAGACUGCUACUCAGUGUAAAGAUGACACACAGUGAGUGUCAUCUAUAUGGUGUGUGUGUCAUCUUUAUGGUGAGUAAUCAUCUUUACAGUGAUGAGUAGCAAUCUAUCCUUUUCCUUAUUUUGCUGAUAUUUCACAUGUACUUCAAGUGCAGAUAAUUGCAUCAUCACCAUAUAUUUGCAUUUAAUCAACAUCCAUGCUUCUUUGAUUAUUAAAGGCCAACUUUGUAAUAUACAUUUGCAAAUGAAUUAGAUAAUCAAAGGUUCUCUGCUUCAUACAUUAACUAAAGACAUUUUUUUAAAUAAUGGAAUAAGUUGCUUACAGUUAGUCUAGUCAGAAUGUUGUUGAUGAACUGAAACAAGAUAUUUAUAAUCAUAAAAGUAUAAAAAAGAAAAGAAUGUAGAUAUUUUUGCUUUCAAAAAGAGCACAUGCAAGGGAAUAUUAACAUAACAUUUUAAGAAGCUGUGAAAAUGUAAAAUACUGAGACAAAAUGGCAUUCAUGUGUGGAAGACAAUUUUCAGCUUCUCAGCAAAAAAUAAUGAUUACAUCAAGAAAGACGAGCUCUUUAGGUUGGGUAGUUUGUGUUAUCUUUUCCCAGAAAGUAUCUAUAUGCAACGGAUAAGUAGCGUACUGUAACAGAAAUAUAAAUAUUGUACAUAUUGGAAGAUUGUUAUUUAGCAUAAAGCAUCCAAAAGAUAGAAUGGUAUUUGCAUAAUCUUCAGAAUACCUAUUCUGAGGACUUUAAGAGCUAAAUACAAGAUGAAAAUGGGUAGGAAGUUGGCAGAAAUUCAAAUGGAAGAAGUGAUUGAUACAGAGGUUGUAGAAUCUGCAGCUCCUUAAGCUAUCUGGAUGUAAUAGAGCUAUAAAAUGUUCUUAUUUAAGUUUUUUAACUGGUUCCGUCUGGACAUAGUAGCAUUUCUAUCCAUCUCAGCAGAACUGACACUAGUGUUAUAAUGUGUUUUCUCCCUCAAAACACUGUGUAUCGCUCAUAUAAGUUGUCAGAAUGAGUUUGGUGAAUGUGCCUUUUUUCAAAAAAAACCUCAGAAUUUGAUUUGAAAGUAUCUAUCAUUAAAAUUUAAAAAGAUACAUUUUUGUAUCUCAAAUUAUGUAUAUUGCUUUUGAGAAAUUUCAUAGGGAGUUCUGGUAUACAUACAUAUACUCUUUUGUGUUACCUUUUCAAAAUAUUUGCAUGUCUUUGAAGAAAAAGGUUCAGUGAAUAUGAAGCAAGUUUUCCAGAACUGAAUAAAAUUCUUUUUAGCUGGUACAUUAUAACUGACAUGAAAUCUGCAUUUCAUAAUAGCAAAAAACCAGUAUCAGUAGCAAGCAACUACUUAAACUUGGGGGAGGGGGGGGGGCUGAUUUACAAUUCUCUACCUAGUUUGAGUUACAGAUACAGAAGAACACGUGCAAAGCAUUGGUUCAUGUAUGGGUGUGUGCACUUACUAGUAAAUAUCCAGGAUAAGUUUCUAGAUAAUUUUUAGAGUGACACACGAAUAUCAGGCUAAAACCUUGAAGAUCCUAACUUUUCAGUAAUUUAGCACUACUUUUGUGGUAUUCAUCUGCCUGUUGGAAACACUGCUGCAUUGUUGUCAUUACCGUGAAGGUAGAAAUUACUUGCACAACUAUGGCAAAGCUGAGCAUUAUCUGUCCUAAAAAUUAGUCACUGACUACUUAUUACUUUAUUAAAAAAAAAAGACAAUAUUUAUGUACAAAAGGAACACAAUACUUAACUAGGCUCUUUCACUGUGGUUUACAUUUUUAUCUUAUUAUCUGAAAUGCUGGAACAAGUUUGGUACACAGAGAGGUAAACAGAAUACAGUUUUAGUAAACUGUGCCUGUCUUAGCAGUAAAAGAAAAGGAGGGGUGGUUUUUCUUUUUUUUUCUUUUUAAAUUGAUGCUUAUGUACUAAAUCAGUCCCAGUGUAUUGCCUACUGCAUAAAAUGGAACAUUACACAUGUGAGAUAAGAAAUCUAUUUUUUUAACUGUAAUAAAUUAACUAUAAUGACAAUGUGAACUGAUCAUGUUAACGUAAAAUUUAGAAAUUUGACACUUCAACUAGUCCAUUUCUAAAUAAAACUGAGAACUAAUUUUGAGCUGUUUACGCUCAUUUUCUUGAAGUGUACAUAAUUAUGGAAGAAACAUUUGUCCUGCUAGCUAUCAUGCCUGCAACAUACUGCAGAGGACCCAGAUUUUAUUUAUCUUGCUGAUCACUCCAUACGCAGUAGUCAAGCAAACUGUGCUAUCAUGUUUCAUAGUCAAACAACGCACGGAUAUUUUUUGUGCUUAUUUAUGUUGGUUUCAGUACAGUGUUAAUCUGGAAUAUGUACAUUUAAUGACUGAUAAAAACCUUCAAUUUUGCAUAAAUUGCUACUGUAAUGAGUGAGUAUACUUUUUUUAAAAUUACAGGGGAAACACUUCUUCCUGGAACAUUUUAUUUAUAUACAAAUAUAAUUUUAUUUAGGGAUAGUAUUUAUAAAUAAUAGUGUGUAUGUGAAUUUGUGUGAAUGUGUAUGCACUAUUGUGUAUAUAUGUGUGCACUCUGUAAUUGUUUCUUUUUGUGCCUGAACAUAUCUCUUGGUUAGAGGAAGUGCCAAGGAUCCGUCCAUUCCUUAAAGUCUCUGUUGAUUGUUCACCUAUGUUAUAAAAUUUUAUAAUUCUUGUUUGUAUAUACUGAUAACUGUUUUUGUACUUCAAUAAAAUGUUUUGUGUGAAAA